AUGGUUGAUAAGAAAGACGAGCCGAAGAAGAAGCGUUCAGGCACGCGCUCGUCAAGCUCGUCAUCAUCUGGUUCUUCUAGCUCGGGAUCAAGCUCCGGCUCAUCGCGUUCAUCAAGCAGCUCCUCGUCGUCACGCUCUCGAUCUCCGGUUCGCAGAGGCGGUGCUCGUUCGGGUCCAGCUCGAGGACGGGGGUCUCGCUCUCCAUCUCCACGUCGUGGCGGCGGUGAUGCGCGAGUUGAUCGCCGAGGUGGCCGCCGUUCUCCAUCGCCACGGCGUGGCGCUCGUCGUAGCCGAUCGGGUUCUCCACCUCGUCGUGGCGGUCGUUCUCCUCCACGCCGAUCACCAAUUCGUCGCUCGCCUCGUCGAUCAUCUCCCGCCGCUCGUCGCUCUCCAAGACGCUCAUCACCUGCUGCUCCACGCAAGACAAGCCCCACACGUCGUCUCUGUGUUCGCCACCUGACCAGAAAUGUGACUAAGGAACAUCUGACCGAAAUCUUCUCGAUCUACGGCGAAUUAAAGUCCUGCGAACUGCCUACUGAUCGAACGCACCCAAGCCUAGGACGUGGCUAUGGAUACGUGGAGUAUGAAAGCGCGGAUGCCGCUGAAAAAGCACUGAAGCAUAUGGACGGUGGGCAAAUUGAUGGGCAACUGGUUCAGGUUGAGGCAACACUUGGUCGUCGUGAUGAGGCGCCACCAACACGCGCACGUAGCCCUCCAAGACGCCGUAGUCCAAUUGGUCGUGGCCGUUCUCGUUCGCCACUUCGCAAGCGCUCUCCACCACCAGCAAGAGGAACUGGGGGCAAUACGGUGCCACUUGGAAAUGCUCGUCGAAGUCCUCGUCGCAGAAGCCGCUCG
Mesorhabditis belari is the source of this 855-nucleotide messenger RNA. Lineage: Eukaryota; Metazoa; Nematoda; Chromadorea; Rhabditida; Rhabditidae. The record is from the annotation of a GenBank genome assembly.